AUGCAAACCUCCGAUGCGAGCAUCCCGAGUCGUCUGAUUCCCUCCAAGUUCUCUCAUCUCAGCGCGGACAACACGGGCUUCUCCCACGGUGCAUACAAUUCCAACAAUAUUCCCUUGCAGGGUCUAUCGGACCGGAACGCUCGUCGUGCCAAUAUUCCUGCCAUCAACACCUCAGCUCCGAUUUCGGACACCAUGGGUUCCGCGGGGACCGCGUUCGACAUGAACUUCACUCCCCUCCUACCGUCUCAGCUGCUACUUGGUAGUCCUUUCCAACCCGGCACCCCAUCCGCGUUUGCCUCACCUCAAUUCGCCAACUUUGGAGGCUUUCCACAAGCCAAUGGUCCCACACAUGCACAGAAUCAGAGCCACCCUCUCGCAAGUCCGACUCAGCCUUCACAGAAUCAUGGUCUUUACUCCGGCAUGUUGUCGCCAGAUGGCAUGGGUAACUCCCAGAUGCUAGGAGCUCCGCAGUCUCCCGUAGGAGGCUUGAGCGGGUUGGGUAACGCCGCGUUUGGCGCUCAUGCCGCCUCGGUAACCCCUGGUUUGCUUUCUGGAACGAGCCGCACUGUUUACUUGGGCAACAUCCCUGCCGAAACUUCUGCGGAAGAGAUCUUGAACCAUGUGCGGAGCGGUCAGAUUGAAUCCGUUCGCUUGCUUCCCGACAAGAACUGCGCAUUUAUCUCUUUCCUGGACAGUAACUCCGCGACACAUUUUCACUCGGACGCUAUCCUGAAGAAGCUCGCCAUCAAGGGUAACGAUAUCAAGGUUGGAUGGGGAAAGCCUUCGCAAGUACCUACAUCAGUGGCGCUUGCAGUGCAGCAAUCUGGCGCAUCGCGGAAUGUCUACCUGGGCAAUCUUCCCGAGGAGAUGGCAGAAGAAGAGCUUCGGGAGGAACUUGGCAAGUUUGGUCUCAUCGACACUGUCAAGAUUGUCAAAGAGAAGGCGAUAGGUUUUGUCCACUUCCUGUCGAUCAGUAACGCUAUGAAGGCUGUCUCACAACUACCUCAGGAGGCCAAGUGGCAGGCCCCCCGGCGUGUCUUCUACGGUAAAGACCGAUGUGCAUACGUCUCAAAGACCCAGCAGCAGAACGCCGCCCAAUUCUUGGGCAUCGCUCCAGGAUAUGCUCAUAUUCUUAACUCGGCAGACCGUGACCUGAUCACUAAUGCGCUCGCUCAACAGUCUGUUGCUGCCGCAGCCGUGGCUACCACAGCUGGUGGCGUGAACAACCUCGGUAAUCGCACUAUCUACCUGGGCAACAUCCACCCCGAAACCACAAUUGAGGAAAUUUGUAAUGUCGUACGUGGCGGACUUCUUCACCACAUUCGUUAUAUUCCGGACAAGCACAUAUGCUUUGUCACCUUUAUUGACCCGACCUCGGCGGCCUCGUUCUAUGCCCUGAGCAAUCUUCAGGGCCUCAUGAUCCAUAACCGUCGUUUGAAGAUCGGAUGGGGUAAACACUCGGGACCCCUCCCCCCAGCCAUUGCUCUCGCUGUGAGCGGAGGUGCUUCGCGGAAUGUUUAUGUUGGAAACCUGGACGAGACCUGGUCGGAAGAACGUCUGCGUCAGGACUUUUCAGAAUAUGGAGAGAUUGAGCUUGUUAACACAUUGCGCGAGAAGAGCUGCGCUUUCGUCAACUUCACUAACAUCGCCAAUGCCAUCAAAGCGAUCGAGGGAAUGCGAAACCGGGACGAGUACAAGCGGUUUAAGAUCAACUUUGGCAAGGACCGGUGUGGAAACCCUCCGCGUCAGGCUGGUAAUGGUGGCCAGCAAGGCCGUAACGGUCCAGGAAUGGAGGGCACACAAUCACCCUCUCCGGCCCUGAACGGCUAUCAGCAGAACCUGAGCCAGUCCGGCUCUGGAUCCAGCCCGACUCACCCCGCUCUGUCACCUGCCCCUGGGUCCACUGGCUCUCAGAAUGGACACCCCGGCAGACACCCUCUGCAGCAAGUCUCCUCGCCGUCGGGCAUUCUCAAUGUCGGAGCCAACAAUCCACUGACAAUGUAUCUCAACCAAAUGUCGGCUCAGCAAUCUCAGGAGCAGGAGAACCGGCUGAAUGAUCCGAUGACCCUCGCUGCGCUCCAGUCUCAUUCCCAAGCCCCUCAGCAGCAAAGUCUCUACAACACAGCAAGCACUGGCGAGCUCGGCAACGGGAGUAUCGAAGCUCCGUUACAUCAGCACAAGCCUUCCAUCAACGGGUUUCUGAAUGUGACUAAUGGUUCAUCGGGACCUGGCCACCAUUCAACUGCCAGCACGGGUGGCUUGAGUGUACCUCGCGCACAGCACUCCCGAGCUGUCAGCCUGCCUUCAUUCUCUCAAGAACCUUUUGGGCAUAUUUCAAGCCAGGCUGGACCACCUCGUUCGGGAAUGGCUCAUCAGCCUCAAAGCAGCUUCUCUAGUUUCUCGUCCGCUCUUGGGGGGCUCAAACACGCAGGCUUCGGAUUGGCAAUCCAGAACGAAAGCUCGCUUCCUGGUUGGGCUGAAGAGGAGAUUGGAGCCAAAUGA
This is a messenger RNA of Aspergillus aculeatus ATCC 16872, 2502 nucleotides long. Its product is annotated as putative differentiation regulator (Nrd1). The transcript has a single exon. Gene Ontology annotation, molecular function: mRNA binding. Gene Ontology annotation, biological process: mRNA splicing, via spliceosome. The coding region runs from base 1 to 2502 and encodes 833 amino acids. The record is from RefSeq and is a predicted model, not a curated record. Lineage: Eukaryota; Fungi; Ascomycota; Eurotiomycetes; Eurotiales; Aspergillaceae. Gene Ontology annotation, cellular component: cytoplasmic stress granule.